GGCUGCUGCGGGAACCGUCCCCCAGCGCAGAGGGGUGGGAGGGAAGAGCCGGUUCCCGGCCCUUGCCCUGUGUGAUUUUGACCUCCUCCUGCUGUCCCUGCAGCUCUCCUCCCUCCUGCUUCCUCACUGUGGUGGCUGGGCUAUUCCUCCCAUGACUCUCUGCGUCUAGACCUGGCUGUCCCGUGCCUUUGCAAUCAAACCUGAGCUUCCUCCUCUGACAGUGCAGAGAGGGGCUCCUGCCCUUCUGGGUCACUUUUCUGCCCCUCGCCUGACGCCAAGCCGCCUCUGCUUGUGCCUCCCUGUGCCCUCCAUCCCACCCUGCCCGCCCUGGGCGCCCGGCACCUAUGGACGACUCGGAGGUGGAGUCGACCGCCAGCAUCCUUGCCUCUGUCAAGGAGCAGGAGGCGCAGUUCGAGAAGCUGACGCGGGCGCUCGAGGAGGAGCGGCGCCACGUCUCAGCCCAGCUGGAGCGAGUCCGGGUCUCCCCGCAGGACGCCGGCCCGGGCUUGGCCAACGGCACGCUGCCCCGGCGGCACCAGAACGGCCGUUUCUUGGGCGAUGCUGACCUGGAAAGGCAGAAAUACCAAGAUCUGAAGCUCAACGGGCCACAGGACCACAGCCACCUCUUGUACAGCACAAUUCCCAGGAUGCAGGACCCGGGCCAGAUCGUGGAGGAGACAUACACCAUGGAGGAGGACCCAGAAGGGGCCAUGUCAGUCGUGUCUGUGGAGACAUCAGAUGAUGGGACAACCCGGCGUACAGAGACCACGGUGAAGAAAGUGGUGAAGACAGUGACCACCCGGACGGUGCAGCAGGUGCCAGUGGGGCCGGACGGGUUGCCUUUGGAAACCUCCCCAGUCACCAGCAACUACGUCCAGACCAUGGACAGGAACUUCCGCAAGAACGGGAGCGGGGGUCCGGGCGGGUUCCUGAGCCAGGCGGGCACGGCCACGCUCCCUCGGAACUACCACUACCCCGAUGGCUACGGCCGCCCCUACGAGGAUGGGUACCCAGGCAGCGACCACAGCUACGGCAGCCUGUCCCGUGUCACCCGCAUCGACGAGCGCUACCGCCCUUCCAUGGACACCUACCGAGCCCCCAGCCGCCAGGACAUCUACGGCCCCCAGCCUCAAGUGCGCGUCGGGGGCAGCAACAUGGACCUGAACCACUUCCACCCCGAGCCAUAUGGCCUGGAGGAUGACCAGCGCAGUGUGGGCUUCGACGAUGCGGACUACGGGCUCAUGUCCGACUACGGCACAGCCCGGCGGGCAGGGACCCCAUCCGAUCCCCGUCGGCGGCUCAGGAGUUAUGAGGACAUGCUGGUGGAUGAGGUGGCUCCUGACCGGUACUACUGGGCGCCCCUGGCCCAGCACGAGCGCGGCAGCUUGGCCAGCCUGGACAGCCUGCGGAAAGGAGGCCCCGGCACAGGGAGCUGGCGCCAGCCGGAGCUGCCAGAGGUUAUCGCCAUGCUCAGCUUCCGCCUGGACACCGUCAAGUCCAACGCAGCCGCUUACCUGCAGCACCUCUGCUACCGCAACGACAAGGUGAAGACGGAGGUGCGCAAGCUGAAGGGCAUUCCUGUGCUCGUGGGGUUGCUGGACCACCCCAAGAAAGAGGUGCACUACGGAGCCUGCGGAGCCCUCAAGAACAUCUCCUUCGGCAAGGACCAAGACAAUAAGAUUGCCAUCAAGAACUGCGAUGGGGUGCCUGCUCUGGUUCGCCUGUUGCGGAAGGCCCAUGACAUGGACCUCACGGAGGUCAUCACGGGAACACUGUGGAACCUGUCCUCGCACGACUCCAUCAAGAUGGCCAUCGUGGAUCAUGCCCUACAUGCUCUGACCGAUGAGGUGGUUAUUCCCCGUUCAGGCUGGGAGAGGGAACCCAAUGAGGACUCCAAACCCCGCCACAUCGAGUGGGAGUCGGUGCUCACCAACACCGCUGGCUGCCUUAGGAACGUGAGCUCGGAGCGGAGCGAGGCCCGUCGGAAGCUGCGGGAGUGUGAUGGGCUGGUGGAUGCCCUCAUCUACAUCGUCCAGUCUGAGAUCGGCCAGAAGGACUCGGACAGCAAGCUGGUGGAGAACUGUGUGUGCCUUCUGAGAAACUUGUCCUACCAAGUCCACCGGGAGAUCCCCCAUGCUGAGCGCUACCAGGAGACACCUCUGGCCCCUGCCAACAACGCCGGGCCCCACGCUGCAAGCUGCUUUGGUGCCAAGAAGGGCAAAGGUAAAAAGCUCCCAGAAGACCCUGGUGCUGAAACAGUGGAUUUUCCCAAAAGAACAACUCCAGCCAAAGGCUACGAGCUCCUCUUCCAGCCAGAAGUGGUUCGGAUAUACAUCUCCCUGCUGAAGGAAAGCAAGACCCCAGCAAUCCUGGAGGCUUCGGCGGGAGCCAUUCAGAACCUGUGUGCUGGCAGUUGGACGUAUGGGCGCUGCAUCCGUGCGGCUCUGCGCCAGGAGAAGGGGCUCUCCGCCAUCGCCGACCUCCUGAGCCAUGACAGUGAGCGCGUGGUGAAAGCUGCAGCCGGAGCCCUGCGCAACCUGGCUGUGGACCUGCGCAACAAGGAGCUGAUAGGUAAACAUGCCAUCCCCAACCUAGUGAAGAAUCUGCCCGGAGGCCAGCAGACCCCAGCCAAAAAUCUCUCUGAGGAUGCAGUGGUGUCAAUCCUCAACACCAUCAAUGAAGUCAUUGUAGACAACCUUGAGGCUGCCAAGAAGCUGCGGGAAACUCAGGGGAUCGAGAAGUUGGUGCUCAUCAACAAAUCUGGGAACCGCUCCGAGCGAGAGGUCCGAGCGGCCGCCCUUGUCUUGCAGACAGUCUGGGGAUAUAAAGAGCUGCGGAAGCCGCUCGAGAAGGAAGGCUGGAAGAAGUCGGAUUUCCAGGUGAACCUGAGCAACACCUCUCGGACCCAGGGAGGCAACUCCUUUGAUGACAGCACCUUGCCUCUCAUUGACAGGAACCAAAAAACAGACAAGAAAUCCUCCCGGGAGGAGAUCCAGAUGAGCAACAUGGGACCAGACAACUAUUCCACACUCAAUGAGCGGGACCACAGCAGGACACUGGACAGAUCUGGUGACCUUGGAGAUAUGGAGCCGGUGAAGGCAGCGCCCUUGAUGCAGAAGAUCUAGCUGUGACCUCCCUGCCUCCACUCAGUUUGGGUUGAUAAUAUAUUAUAUAUAUAAAUAUAUAUAUAUAUAACUCUUUGUGGUGGAAUGGACCGACUUUGACCUUGUCUUAUUCCUGGAGUUUCUGCUGGACUGUUGGUGCCAAUUCGCCAGCCAAACGCCUGGGCCCAGGGGCAGCCCGGACUCUGCCUCCCCUGGGCCACUGCACCUCCUGUUCCGGGACGCCUCGACCCAUUGCUCUUCCUCCCCAUCCUCCACCACCUCCUUCCUCCAGCGUUGAAUCCCUCCUGCCCAACUCUGCCGGAUCGACCGGCGUGGAUGCUGCAAACGAACUCUGGAUCUCUGCCUUGACCAGGAACUGCCUUCUCUCCCACAUCUUCCCUCUGCUCAGAUGCCUGCAGGGACGGAGACUGGGACCUCACGUGCCACCACCUUUUUGAUUUGGUUUUGUUGCCUAUAGGAUAUAUUUUUGUGCAGGAUGACUCUUCAGCCAGGGCUGUGGGGACAACGGGAGCAUCCCUCCCUGGUGGCGGUGGGACCAGGGUGAGGGAGGCUGUGAGGGGAAGGAAAAACAGCAAUAACUUCUCUUGCUUUGCUCUAAAUAAGGCUUCGGGGGCAUGGGAAGGAGGACCUGGCUCUGGUUCCUGCAGAGGAGUCUGCAUGGGGCUGCUGGCCCCCACUGUGUGAGGAGGAAUCCUUACAUGGGGAAGAUGGUCAGUGCGAGGGGCUUGGGAUGAGCCUCCCUGCACAGGAGGUGGUGGGUCCCUGUGGGGAGGCAGCUUCUUGGGUGUCCUGUGUGCCCGGGGUGAGGAGCAGGCGCUGGCGGGGCUGCCACUGCCCUGCCUCCUCGUGACAUGUGCCUUUCUUUUGCCACUGUGAAAUAGCUCUUGGAAUCGUACUGUUGGCUUCGCUGGGGAAGGGUGUCCAGGCUCCUGGCAGAGCUGAGCUCGUCCCUUCCCCGCUAGGAGCCUCCACUGGCUGCGGUGGGGCUGGAAGCCCAUUUGGGGGGAUCCCAGCCCCGCUGUCCUCACUGAGGGGAUGCAGGUCUCUUCGGGAGGCUGGGCUGCCCCAGGGGCUGGGGCAAACACAUCCUCCUCUCUGUGGUGGUGGUGGCACAUUCAGUGCUGCGAUCCUCGGGGAGCUCUCGGGCUCCCUGCACAACUGGAAGCCUCUGCAGGAGGCUGCAACUGGAGCAGGAGCCGCUGGGGUCCUGCUCCUGCCUGCGCCUCCAGCCCCCCCCCAGCUCCCGCCCGGCUCCAGCCCUCCCUCAGCUCAUUCGGUUUGUUCUGGGGUUUAACUCUUCCUUUAACGAUGUAAAACACUAAUUCCUUUUUUUAACGUUUAAUUCCAAAUGAACCAAAAAGCAGCUCCCCGCGGGGGGGGCGGGGCCGGGGCUGCCCCUCCCCCCGUGCACACUCUUGUAACGCUUUUCCAACGAGAUGAUUUUUUAUAUAAAUAAAGUUUUUAAAGUGUG
Melopsittacus undulatus (budgerigar) is the source of this 4596-nucleotide messenger RNA. RefSeq names its product catenin delta 1 (gene CTNND1). Gene Ontology annotation, molecular function: cadherin binding. The record is from RefSeq and is a predicted model, not a curated record. NCBI's taxonomy places the organism in Eukaryota, Metazoa, Chordata, Aves, Psittaciformes, Psittaculidae. Gene Ontology annotation, cellular component: adherens junction; nucleus; cytoplasm. The transcript has 18 exons. Gene Ontology annotation, biological process: cell-cell junction assembly; cell-cell adhesion. Bases 345 to 3125 code for a protein of 926 amino acids.